AUGGAACGUGCAACAUUUAAAAUUGAAAUUCCAUUUACUGAUCAUGCUCAUUGUAUUGGACGACAAGGAAAUCAAAUACAAAGUAUUAUGUUAGCAACAGAUACACAUAUUCAUUUUCCUGAUGGUAAUCGUGAACCAAACGGAACAAAAUCUAAUCAAGUAUCAAUAACAGGUACAAUAACAUCUAUUGAACAAGCUCGAAAACGUAUUCGAGAUAUUUUACCAAUGUCAUUAAAAUUUCUUAUACCACCAAGAGAAUUAAUUCAUAUUAUUAAUGAUGAUUAUCCAUUAUUUAAAUAUGUUCGGACACGCUAUGGUGUUAAUGUAUUGUCACGUUCAUAUGCAAAAACUGGCGAUGUUUAUUGUAUUGUUCGUGGACUUAUUAAUCAACCAGAAUUAGCAGAAGCAACUGAAUAUUUAAUUCAAGCAUUUUAUGGUUUUGAAUCAUCAUUAGUUAAAGUAACAUGUCAAACAGAAGUUAGUGAACAAUAUCAUGGUUAUUUGCAAACUCGUCAACAAUCAAAAGAUAUGUGCAUAGCAGCUAUUGAACAAUAUACACAUGCAACAAUACAAUUUCCAACAACAAUAAUAAAUACAAAUGGAUAUGGACGACGAACAUCAGUUAUAAUUAGUGGAUCUCCAGCACAAGUUUGUCAAGCAAGAAAAUUAUUCGAUUUAUGUUUACCAAUUAUUUUGACUUUUGAAGUACCAGCUGAUAAAGAGCCAACACGUGCUGAUAUUGCUCAUAUCAAAGAUAAACUUAAUGUAACAACGAUUGUUCGAACACGUAAAGAUAAAAUUGGAAAAUUAGUCAGUGUUCAAUCACAAGAAUAUAACAGUGAUCAAUUAUUUCGUGCACGUUCAAUUAUUCUUGGCUUACCAGAAAUAAAUAAUAAUAUUGUAUCAAUACCAACGAUUAAUAAUAAUAAUAAUAAUAACACUUUAUUCGAUCUGAAUUUAUCAUCAACAGUGUUGUCUGAUCUCUCUAUGUCGGCUUCAUCUACUGCUUCUUCUUCUGGGACAACAAUAUCAACUAGUCAUUUACCAGAUAGUAUCUUAAUUCCAAUUGAAUCUUACUAUGUACCAUCAACACAACAAAUCAAUACACUGCGUGUAUCAUUAAAUAAAGCGAAUACAACAAAAAAACCCUCACCUAUCGGACAUGAACGUUCAUCAUUACGAAGUAAAAAAUUUCGUAUUGUUAUUAUUUCUUUUUCUAAUGAAUACAUUUACUUUAUACUUGAAGAUUUCGAUCAAGAUUCAAUCAUUUGGCCAACAAAUAACGAUCAAUUUUCAUUUUCUUCACUUUUCGAUACAUCAAAACAUCAAAUAAAAUCAAUUAGUAAUCCUUUAAUUACUCCACUAUCUCAAAACAAUCAUUCGACUAAAUUAUUUGCAUUACUUCGUUCAAUAAAUUUAGAAAAAUAUUGGUCAACAUUUGAACAUCAUGAGACUAUUCCUUGCCCAGUCACUCUCGACAUCAAUGCCUAUGAUAACUUUAUUAAUCAUUCAACAUCUUUGGACUUGAAUACUCCGUUAUCAUAUUUUAUCGACGAUGUAAACAAUAAUAUAGCUUAUUUACCAUCGUGUUCACUUUUGUCUAUUUAA
Molecule: messenger RNA, 1608 nt
Organism: Rotaria sp. Silwood2
Lineage: Eukaryota; Metazoa; Rotifera; Eurotatoria; Philodinida; Philodinidae
Source: the annotation of a GenBank genome assembly